This is a messenger RNA of Morus notabilis, 1013 nucleotides long. Its product is annotated as proteasome subunit alpha type-4. Gene Ontology annotation, biological process: ubiquitin-dependent protein catabolic process. Gene Ontology annotation, cellular component: proteasome core complex, alpha-subunit complex; nucleus; cytosol. The record is from RefSeq and is a predicted model, not a curated record. The coding region runs from base 138 to 890 and encodes 250 amino acids. NCBI's taxonomy places the organism in Eukaryota, Viridiplantae, Streptophyta, Magnoliopsida, Rosales, Moraceae. The transcript is spliced from 3 exons.
GCUCACGAUACUCACUCUCUCUCUCCUUCGUCUGCUCCGAAUUUCUCAUCCCUCUUCCGUCGUCUCUGAUUUAUUUGACUUCGAGAAUAUUGCCAUGAACUGAUUUGGACUGAAGAGAACAAGAGUUGUAACUAAAGAUGUCUAGAAGAUAUGAUAGCCGCACUACGAUCUUCUCCCCUGAAGGUCGUCUGUACCAAGUUGAGUAUGCAAUGGAAGCGAUUGGUAAUGCAGGUACUGCAAUUGGAAUACUGUCAAAGGAUGGCGUUGUCCUGGUUGGUGAAAAGAAGGUAACAUCCAAGCUCCUGCAGUCCUCAACUUCCACUGAAAAGAUGUACAAGAUUGACGACCAUGUCGCUUGUGCCGUGGCUGGAAUAAUGUCGGAUGCCAACAUACUGAUAAAUACUGCUAGGGUUCAGGCUCAGCGCUACACCUAUGCAUACCAAGAGCCAAUGCCCGUUGAGCAGCUAGUUCAAUCACUUUGUGAUACCAAGCAAGGCUACACACAGUUUGGUGGCCUCCGACCCUUUGGUGUUUCGUUCUUGUUUGCAGGAUGGGACAAAAACUUUGGUUUCCAGCUUUACAUGAGCGACCCUAGUGGUAACUAUGGUGGUUGGAAAGCUGCAGCAAUUGGUGCCAACAACCAAGCAGCACAAUCGAUGCUUAAACAGGAUUACAAGGACGAUAUGACAAGGGAAGAGGCGGUCCAGCUGGCGCUCAAGGUUCUCAGCAAGACUAUGGACAGCACCAGUCUUACUUCUGAUAAACUUGAACUGGCUGAGGUCUUCCUUUCGCCUUCUGGAAAUGUGAAGUACCAAGUCUGCUCACCGGAAGCUUUGAGUAAGUUGUUGGUGAAGUCUGGAGUGACCCAACCGGCUGCAGAGACUUCCUAAGUCGCUUUUUACCUUUUUCUUUAUACUAGAAAGGUUGGACUUUCUCUUUGGUAGAUUGUUUUGCAGUGGAAAUGGAUUGUGAGAACAUUUACCAAUGCUUGAUGGAUUGUCUUUUAAGUCUGC